AUGCGCUCUCGUGCUGCUACCGACCCACCAUUGUUGGUGUCUGUUGUUCGUGAUCGUACAUUAAUGGAACGUCAACAAGUACGUCAGGUUUAUGCCGAUUUGGAACAGCGUAGGAAGAACGGAGAAAAUAAUAUAAUGGUCAGACAUUUCAACGGCGUUCCUUCCAUUGUCCAGAAACAUGGCUCUCUUCUGACGUCCAUGACYCUGAACUUGGGCUCAUUGGCUAUCAAAUCUUCAGGGUCGACAGAAAUUAUCUUAACAGUAACUACUCACGAGGAGGUGGUGUUCUCAUUGCAAUCAAGUGCAGUUUACUUACCACCUAUGUCCGCGCUCCCAGAUUUUGAGGCCCAUACCAGCUCUAUCGAACACUUAAUAUCAYCUACCAACCCUACAUCUAUUCUUCUCUGUGGUGACUAUAAUCUACCUCUUAUUAAAUGGUCUAAAAGCAACCAAGGUCUUUUCGCAUCUGGUACCAUGUCUAACACUUCUACUCAUCUUGUCGAUUCUUUCUCGUACUAUAAUUUUUACCAGCUCAAUCAAGUGCCUAAUGCCCGUGGAUGCCUUCUUGACCUUGUAUUUUCUAGUUUUGAYACACCUACUGUCCAACUUGCCAACACYCCAAUCGUUUCUCCGGAUUCUUACCACCCACCUUUGUUURUAUCUUUUCCAUUUCCAACUCCGAUAACUGCUCAAGACACACAUAAAUACCGUGAUUAUAAAUCGGCUGAUUAUAAAUCCAUGCUCCGUUAUCUAGGAUCGUUUGAUUGGGAAAAUACUUUUUCGCUUUAUUCGGUCGAUGAUUCUGCUGUUGUCUUUAACGAUGCACUUCUAAGCUCUAUUAAUAAGUUUGUUCCCAUCAAAGUUUUUUCACMUUCUAAAUUUCCUCAAUGGACWUCYACAAUUCUMAAAAAUCUUAUAAUAACCAAGAAGAAAGCCCRUGCAGUUUAUAAGCGAACCAAGUCGAUAUCUGAYUAUCUUGUUUUCUCUGAAUAUAGAGCAAAAUGUAAACGCCAAUCAAAAGUUGAUUACUCUGCUCAUAUUAGGCAUACCGAGGAGGCCCUUUCAUCUUCCCCCUCCAAAUUCUGGAAAUUUGUAAAUAAUCUAAAACAGAAACCUCCAAUUCCGUCAUCACUCCAUCUCGGUAAUAUUGCCUCAAAUACUCCAACUGAAUCAGCUAAUCUGUUUUCAACUCAUUUCUCCUCGACGUUCAACUCCUCGGCUUUCCAACUUCCACCAUUUACUGGCUCAUCUGAAUACUUAUCCUAUGAACUUCCUUCYGAUAUAACGUUUACUGUCGACGAURUUUUUUCCGCUCUUAAAUCGUUAAAAAAUACUUACUCUAAUGGUCCAGAUGACAUAUCCGCUCAAUGCUUGUACAAUUGUCGUUUUUCUAUUGCUUAUCCAAUUUAUUUACUAUUCAGGCGUUCAUUAGAUUUAG
Molecule: messenger RNA, 1438 nt
Organism: Diuraphis noxia (Russian wheat aphid)
Lineage: Eukaryota; Metazoa; Arthropoda; Insecta; Hemiptera; Aphididae
Source: RefSeq, a predicted model, not a curated record